UUCAAACAACUCCAACCUCAACGACCAACACAGCCUUCCAAUACGACUCACCUCCAAUACGACUCUCCUCCAACACGACUCACUUCCAACACGACUCACUUCCAACUCGAUUUCCAACCAUCAACUACCUGCCCAUCCAACCUCAAGCAGCAAACAUGCAGUUCUCCGCAGUCCUCGCAAUCCUGGCCAUGACCAGCUCCGUGUUCGCGAUCCCAGCCCAAACCGGUCCGAAAGCUUCGCAGGAGGACGCGUUCCCCGCCCAUCUCGCCCAGUUCAAGGCCGAAACUCUGGCGAAACUGGCGGAAUUGACGAAGCUGAACCCGAACUUGGAGUCGAGGGACGAGACUCACACCUUGUACAAGCGGGACAGCUGCUGGGGCUGCCUCGCCUCGCAACUCUUCAGCGAUUACGGUUCCGUCAACGCCAUCUGCUGCAAAGUGAACGGUCCCUGCUACGGCAACCAGUGUGCUUGUGGAAUCUGUUGAGCGAGGGAGACAAAGGCCAGCACUUCAAUGCUGUCAAUACAAUAUCACGAUGUGGGCAUUGUUAGUGGGCGACGAAGUGUCGUCGGCUGGCAGGUCGCUUUCUUUGGUGGGAACUCGAGUCGACGGGCUGAUGACGGGCUGCUUUUGUUUGCUUUAUGAGAUUUGGUUUGUUUGCUUGACGAGUUAC
Zymoseptoria tritici IPO323 is the source of this 672-nucleotide messenger RNA. RefSeq lists its product as uncharacterized. The transcript has 2 exons. NCBI's taxonomy places the organism in Eukaryota, Fungi, Ascomycota, Dothideomycetes, Mycosphaerellales, Mycosphaerellaceae. The annotation marks the transcript as partial. The record is from RefSeq and is a predicted model, not a curated record.